CUGUUGACCAAGAUAUUGCUCGGUUUUACGUCCCGAUGCAUUAUAGCGUGUUUAUCUUCGCAGGUAACUUAAACCUUCAAAACCUGUAAAAGAGAAAUGAUAACUCGCAACGACACGAUCCAUAAUCAGAAGUAAGCGAGUGAUCGAGCAAACAAACAAACGAGCACUCAAGUUGGCAGUGAGAUAACGGAUCGUCGUAACUGCGACUGUCACGCGAAGAAAGAGGAGGAAGAGGAAGAGGAAGAGGAAGAGGAAGAGAAGAAAAGAUUUUUACAUCGAGUGUCAAGUUGUACGUAUCCAUAAGAAUAUCCGUUGCGUUAAAAAAAUGCAAGGCGUCUUCACGGCACAGCGAGUAACGCAACAGUCGACUCGUGGGACUCUCAUUCGGCAUCAACCGGAGAAGAGCAUAUCCGCCACACACCUGCACAAGAAGAAACUGACCGAGCAGGAGAUACAAGAGUUGCAUCAAGAAUUGGAGACCGUCGAUCACAUUAUAGCUUUGGAGGCUCUGUACGAGCGGCUGGGCACAAACGCGGAAACGGGCUUGACGAAAGAGCAGGCGUGCAGGAUCAUGGAACGAGACGGACCAAACGCUCUGUCACCACCCAAGGUUACACCGGAAUAUAUCAAAUUUUUCAAAUGCAUGUUCCAUGGAUUCGCCUCGAUGCUCUGGAUUUGCGCGGUUCUGUGCUUCAUCCUGUACGCCGUCACUCACUGGACGCGGGAGGUGGACAUCGGUAUCGCGUGGCUGGGUAUAAUCAUCGUGCUGAUAUGCAUCACCUCGGGGGUGUUCGCCUACAUACAAGAGAGUAAAAAUAUCAAAGUGAUGGAAUCCUUCAAAAUGAUGGUGCCCACCUUCGCUACGGUGAUACGCGACGGCACGAAAUCACGACUGGACACGGAAAUGUUGGUAUUAGGCGACUUGGUGGAGAUACGGAUGGGCGAUAAAAUACCGGCCGACAUUAGGAUAAUCGAGUGCCGCGGACUUAGAGUCGAGAACUCGAGCAUCACCGGCGAGAGCGAGCCGGUGGUGCGCACCGAUUAUCCCACCGACAAGAAUCCCCUCGAAUCCGCCAACGUGGCCUUCUCCACAUCGUUCGCUGUAGCGGGUGACGGCAGGGGAAUCGUGAUCGCCACAGGCGACCACACCAUGAUAGGCCGUCUGGCCGGUCUGACGUCGCAACUCGCAAAGAUCGAGACACCGAUCGCCAAGGAGAUCGGACAUUUCGUUCGAAUCAUUACAAUCGUGGCGAUUAUAUGCGGUCUGACGUUUUUCGGCUUGUCGCUGUUGCUCGAUCCCAAUAUUAUACGGGCGUUUACCUAUCUGCUCGGUAUAGUGAUCGCCAAUAUACCCGAAGUCCUGCUGGUGACCGUGACGACAGUCUUGACGCUGACCGCUCAGAAAAUGGCAAGUAAGAAUUGUCUGGUGAAAAAUCUCGAAGCGGUCGAGACUCUAGGUUCGACAUCAAUCAUUUGCUCCGAUAAGACGGGAACGCUCACGCAGAACAAAAUGUCCGUGUCUAAUCUCUGGUUCGGCCAUACCAGGUAUAACUUUCCACCAGGUCAGAUAAUCGGCGUCGAGAGAGAUCUGUUGUUGGAAAAACCAGCUUUCGGCGCGAUGCUAAGAGCCGCUACUCUCUGUCUACGCGCCGAAUUCACCGCCGAGUCAUUCAUGUUGGCGCCUAUCGAAGAGCGCGAGAUCAUCGGCGACGCGUCCGAGACAGGUAUUCUCAAGUUCUGCGAACACAUUCAUUCGACACAGCGAUAUCGUGAGGCUCAUCCGAAAGUAGCUGAGAUUCCUUUCAGCUCCGUGACCAAAUAUCAUAUGUCGAUACAUCGGGACGAUACUUACGGCUACAUCAUGAUCCUCAAGGGCGCCCCGGAAGUUAUACUAGACAAUUGCACGACGAUAUUGACGUCCGACGGGGAAACGAGAGAGAUGACCGUCAACGAUCACUCUAUAUCUCGUCGAGCCUGUCUCGAAUUGGGCUAUCUCGGUGAGCGCAUCUUGGCGUAUUGCGACUUGUAUCUACCCGCCAGUGUAUACGGACCGAAUUACAAGUUCAACACCGACUCGCCCGCGUCUUACAACUUUCCCGUCAAGGAAUACAGGUUCGUCGGGCUGAUAAGUCUGCAGGAUCCUCCGAGACCCGGUGUACCGGAGGCGGUGCACAAGUGUCGCACCGCCGGUAUCAAGGUGAUAAUGGUGACGGGCGAUCACCCGGUAACAGCGACGGCGAUCGCCAAGAAAGUCGGUAUCAUAAGCGAGGGUCACGAGACUCGUUACGAGCGAGCGUUCCUACAGAAUAAAUCUCUCACUCAACUGAUCGAUUCUCAAAUCGACAUCGGGAGCGCGAUCGUGAUGACCGGCGCCGAAUUGAGGAACAUGGAUGCGAGCGAAUUGGAUAACGUUGUACGCCGAUAUGAGGAAAUCGUGUUCGCAAGGACGUCGCCUCAGCAAAAGCUACUGAUCGUGGAGAGUUGUCAACGGCUGGGAGAGAUCGUGGCGGUUACCGGCGACGGUGUCAACGACGCGCCGGCGUUGCGGAAGGCCGACAUAGGGAUAGCGAUGGGAAUCGCUGGCUCCGACGUCGCCAAGAACGCCGCGGAUAUGAUACUUAUGGAUGACAAUUUCGCGUCAAUCGUCACCGGUGUUGAGGAGGGUCGCUUGAUAUUCGACAAUUUGAAGAAAUCGAUCGCGUACACGUUGACAUCGAGCGUUCCGGAGAUGUUGCCCAUGUUAAGCGGCCUGUUGUUCGCGAUUCCCUUACCGCUGGUCAUCGAGCUGGUUAUUUGUAUAGAUGUCGGCACCGAUCUCGUUCCCGCGAUCGCUCUAGCCUACGAGAAGGCAGAGUCCGAUAUAAUGCGUCGAGCGCCGAGAAAUCCUCAGUACGACAAGCUCGUAAACAAACGUUUGAUAUCCGUCGCUUAUGGUCAGAUCGGAAUGACGCAGUCAUUUGCCGGAUUUUACACUUACUUUAUGGUGCUUAUGAUGAACGGCUUUAUGCCCAAUCGUUUGUGGGGCUUACGAAUAGAAUGGGAGAACCCAUCCAUCAACGAUCUACAAGAUUCCUGGGGCCAAACAUGGUCCUAUCAAAACAGAAUGAAUCUACUGAUGGAAGCACAGAGCGGAUAUUUUCUUUCCAUCGUCAUAACGCAAAUGAUAGAUCUGGUCAUGUGCAAGACCAGACGCAAUUCUAUUUUUCAACAAGGAAUGAGCAACUGGUUCGUCAAUUUCUCCUUCGUUUUCGAAGUUAUUCUAACAGGGUUGUUGCUCUAUGUUCCAGGCACGGAGUACAUAUUCAAGACUAUGCCACUGAUGGUUUAUUGGUAUUGGCCUUGCUUGCCGCUAGGCGUAUUCCUUUGGGUCUACGACGAAUUGAGGCGUUUAUGUAUUCGUCUUUUUCCAGGUGGAAUUAUGGAAAGAGAAACAUAUUAUUGAAACACACGCGUAUUUUUUUUUUUUUUUUUUUUUUUCGUUUAUCUCACAUGGUUAUUUCCAGACACGAAUAAUUAUAUCAAUAAACUCGCAACGUCUCGUCACGCCCUUUCUCAAGCGUGUCAGACAAUCAGUCAGACAAUCUCGAUAACCG
Molecule: messenger RNA, 3593 nt
Organism: Pogonomyrmex barbatus (red harvester ant)
Lineage: Eukaryota; Metazoa; Arthropoda; Insecta; Hymenoptera; Formicidae
Product: sodium/potassium-transporting ATPase subunit alpha
Biological process (GO): intracellular potassium ion homeostasis; sodium ion export across plasma membrane; proton transmembrane transport
Cellular component (GO): plasma membrane
Molecular function (GO): ATP binding; ATP hydrolysis activity; P-type sodium:potassium-exchanging transporter activity
Source: RefSeq, a predicted model, not a curated record